Molecule: messenger RNA, 7868 nt
Organism: Hippoglossus stenolepis (Pacific halibut)
Lineage: Eukaryota; Metazoa; Chordata; Actinopteri; Pleuronectiformes; Pleuronectidae
Product: ankyrin-3
Exons: 46
Coding region: 313-6321 (2002 amino acids)
Biological process (GO): signal transduction
Molecular function (GO): protein binding
Source: RefSeq, a predicted model, not a curated record
AAGUGAGAAUGUGCGUCUCUCCAUCGCUCCAGCUGGGCAGCCUUGCUGGCUCCUCUCCUCACGGACAGUGUGUUUGUGUGUGAGUGUGUGUGAGUGUGUGUGUGUGAGUGUGAGUGCGAGUGUGUGAAAGUGGGUGUGAGGAGCUGAGCGAGUCGGUCGCUGUGCACGUUGAGAGUGGCCGCCACUCCACUACUCUCCGCUCAUCCAUGCUGGAUUAAAAAAACAGAAACCCCCUUUUUGGACUUGUACACACAGCUGUUUGGGACACACACACACACACACACACACACACACACACUCACAGCUGCUGAGAUGAGCGAGGAGGUUAAAGAGAAGGCUACGGGGAAGUCGGCUCAUCGCAAGAAGAAAGGAAAGAAGACGGACGUAAAUGCCUGUUAUCUGCGAUCAGCUCGGGCCGGGAACCUGGAGAAAGCUUUGGACUACCUGAAAAAUGGAGUCGACAUCAACAUAUGCAAUCAGAACGGCCUGAACGCGCUUCAUCUGGCCUCAAAGGAGGGACAUGUGGAGGUGGUGGCUGAACUCAUCAAGCAGGGCGCCAACGUGGACGCAGCAACCAAGAAAGGAAACACAGCGCUGCACAUAGCUUCUCUCGCCGGACAGACGGACGUGGUGAAGGAGCUGGUGACACACGGAGCCAACGUCAACGCACAGUCUCAGAAUGGCUUCACUCCGCUCUACAUGGCGGCGCAGGAGAACCACAUGGUUGUGGUCCAGUAUCUAUUGGACCACGGCUCCAGUCAGAGCAUCGCCACCGAGGACGGUUUCACUCCCCUGGCGGUGGCGCUGCAGCAGGGCCACGACCAGGUGGUUUCCCUCCUGCUGGAAAACGACACCAAGGGGAAGGUCCGCCUCCCGGCGCUGCACAUCGCCGCACGGAAGGACGACACCAAGGCCGCCGCCCUCCUCCUCCAGAACGACCACAACGCCGACGUGGAGUCCAAGAGCGGCUUCACUCCUCUUCAUAUCGCGGCUCACUACGGAAACAUCAACGUAGCAACGCUGCUGCUGAACCGAGGAGCAGCUGUGGACUUCAAGGCGAGGAACGACAUCACGCCGAUGCACGUAGCGUCCAAACGAGGGAACGGCAACAUGGUGCGACUGCUGCUGGAGAGGGGCGCCAAGAUAGAUGCACGGACCAAGGACGGUCUGACUCCUCUUCACUGCGGAGCCAGGAGUGGUCACGAGCAGGUGGUGGAGAUGCUGCUGGACAGAGGAGCUCCGAUACUCUCAAAGACCAAGAACGGUUUGUCUCCCCUCCACAUGGCGACGCAGGGCGACCAUCUCAACUGCGUCCAGCUGCUGCUGCACCAUGAGGUGCCCGUGGACGACGUGACCAACGACUACCUGACGGCGCUGCACGUAGCUGCCCACUGCGGACACUACAAGGUGGCAAAGGUCAUCGUGGACAAGAAGGCCAACCCCAACGCCAAGGCUCUGAAUGGUUUCACGCCGCUGCACAUCGCCUGUAAGAAGAACCGAGUCAAGGUGAUGGAGCUGCUUCUGAAGCAUGGAGCAUCCAUACAGGCCGUCACAGAGUCGGGUCUGACUCCGAUCCACGUCGCUGCAUUUAUGGGACAUGAAAACAUCGUCCACCAGCUGAUCAACCACGGAGCUUCACCCAACACAAGCAAUGUGAGAGGGGGGACGGCGCUCCACAUGGCGGCGAGGGCGGGACAAUCGAACGUGGUCCGAUAUCUGGUCCAGAACGGCGCUCGAGUGGAUGCCAAGGCCAAGGACGACCAGACGCCGCUGCACAUCUCGAGUCGUCUCGGUAAACAGGACAUCAUCCAGCAGCUGCUCGCCAACGGAGCGCACCCGGACGCCACCACCAGCUCCGGGUACACACCUUUGCACCUGGCCGCCAGGGAGGGACACCGAGACGUGGCCGCCACGCUGCUGGAUCAAGGAGCGAGUCAGGCCAUUACUACGAAGAAGGGCUUCACUCCUUUACAUGUCGCAGCAAAGUACGGGAAGAUCGAGGUCGCCAACCUGCUGCUGCAGAAAAACGCUCCGGCCGACGCAGCUGGGAAGAGUGGACUAACUCCACUGCAUGUGGCGGCGCACUAUGAUAACCAGAAGGUGGCGCUGCUCCUGCUCGACCAGGGAGCCUCGCCGCACGCUGCUGCGAAGAACGGUUACACGCCGCUCCACAUUGCGGCUAAGAAGAACCAGAUGGAGAUAACCACCACGUUGCUGGAGUACGGCGCCUCCACCAACACGGUGACGCGGCAGGGAAUCACUCCUCUGCACCUCGCGGCGCAGGAAGGAAACGUGGACAUCGUGACGCUGCUGCUGGCUCGAGAUGCUCCGAUCGACACGGGCAAUAAGUCUGGUCUGACUCCGCUCCACCUGGCUGCUCAGGAGGAUAAAGUCAACGUGGCUGAGGUCUUAGUCAACCAGGGAGCGACUGUUGACCCUGAGACCAAGCUGGGAUACACUCCUCUUCAUGUGGCCUGUCACUAUGGCAACGUGAAGAUGGUCAACUUCCUGCUGAAAAAUCAGGCGAAGGUCAACGCCAAGACCAAGAACGGUUACUCUCCUCUGCACCAGGCUGCACAGCAGGGACACACACACAUCAUCAACUUACUGCUGCAUCACGGAGCGUCGCCCAAUGAGCUCACCACUAAUGGAAACAGUGCUCUGUCCAUCGCCCGGCGGCUCGGCUACAUCUCUGUGGUGGACACACUCAAAGUGGUCACAGAGGAAACUCUGACCACUCAGACGGUGACGGAGAAGCACCGGAUGAACGUUCCAGAGACCAUGAACGAGGUGCUGGACAUGUCCGACGAUGAAGUCCGUAAAGCCAAUGUCCCCGAAAUGAUCACAGAGGACUAUUUAUCUGAUGUGGAAGAAGGUGACGAUGCCAUGACGGGGGACACAGAUAAAUAUCUGGCCCCCCAGGACCUGCGGGAGCUGGGGGACGACUCGCUCCCUCAGGAGGGCUACAUGGGCUUCAGUGUCGGGGCCCGGUCACAGAGCCUGCGUUCCUUCAGUUCUGAUAGGUCCAACACGCUGAACCGCAGCUCGUUCACCCGGGACAGCAUGAUGAUCGAGGAGAUGCUGGCGCCCAAUAAGGAGAUGCACUUGGCGGUGGCCAAGGACUUUGACAGCGACUCUCUGAGGAGGUACAGCUGGACAGGGGACGCUCUGGAUAACGUCAACCUCGUCUCCUCGCCGGUACACUCUGGGUUCUUGGUCAGCUUCAUGGUCGACGCCAGGGGCGGCUCCAUGAGGGGAAGUCGCCACAACGGCAUGCGCAUCAUCAUCCCGCCGAGAAAGUGCACGGCGCCCACCAGGAUCACGUGUCGACUGGUGAAGAGGCACAAGCUGGCGUCGCCUCCUCCGAUGGUGGAAGGAGAAGGCCUGGCCAGCCGAUUGGUCGAGGUCGGUCCGGCGGGAGCUCAGUUCCUCGGGCCAGUGAUAGUGGAGAUCCCUCAUUUUGGCUCGCUGCGGGGCCAGGAGCGAGAGCUGAUCCUGCUGCGCAGCGAGAACGGAGAAACCUGGAAGGAGCAUCUGUACGACUGUAAGAACGACGACCUCAAUCAUCUCCUGAAUGGGAUGGAUGAAGAACUGGACACUGCAGAUGAGCUGGAGAGGAAGAGGAUAUGCCGCAUCGUCACGAAGGACUUCCCUCAGUACUUUGCUGUGGUGUCUCGGAUAAGACAGGAGACCAAUCACAUGGGACCAGAGGGCGGGACGCUGUGCAGCCGGAGCGUCCCAUUGGUUCAGGCCUCCUUCCCUGAGGGGGCGCUAACCAAGAAGAUCAAAGUUGGACUGCAGGCUCAACCAGUCCCCGAUGAGACUGUUAAGAAAAUCCUUGGUAACCGAGCAACCUUCAGUCCUAUCGUUACCGUGGAGCCCAGGAGACGGAAGUUCCACAAACCCAUCACCAUGACAAUCCCAGUCCCGCCCCUCUCGGGGGAGGGGCUUACCAACGGCUACAAGGGAGACUGCACCCCCUGCCUUCGCCUUCUCUGCAGCAUUACAGGUGGAACGUCCCCGGCACAGUGGGAGGACAUCACCGGCACAACUCCUCUCACCUUCAUCAGUGACUGCGUCUCCUUCACCACCAAUGUUUCUGCCAGGUUCUGGUUGGCCGACUGUCACCAGAUCCCGGAGACGGUGGGUUUGGCCAUGCAGCUGUACAGGGAGCUGAUCUGCGUGCCCUACAUGGCCAAGUUCGUAGUGUUCGCUAAGAUGAAUGACCCAGUGGAGUCCAAACUGAGGUGCUUCUGUAUGACGGACGACAAGGUGGAUAAGACCCUGGAGCAGCAGGAGAACUUCGAGGAGGUGGCCAGGAGCAAAGACAUAGAGGUUCUGGAGGGCAGGCCCAUCUAUGUGGACUGCUACGGAAACUUGUCUCCUCUGACUAAGUCUGGUCAGCAGUUAGUUCUCAACUUCUACGCCUUCAAGGAGAACCGUUUGCCCUUCUGUGUCAAGGUGAGAGACCCGAGCCAGGAGUCCUGCGGUCGUCUCACUUUCCUCAAAGAGUGUAAGACCAUAAAAGGUCUUCCGCAAACGGCCGUGUGCAACCUGAACAUCGUGCUUCCUGCGGUGAAACAGACUGAAAAGCCAGAGCGACGUCAUACCUUUGCAUCUCUAGCCUUACGUAAGCGCUACAGCUAUCUGGCCGAGCCUGCACUGAGCCCUCAGAGUCCCUGUGAGAGAACAGACCUCCGCAUGGCCAUAGUAGCCGACCACCUCGGACUCAGCUGGACCGAGCUGGCCAGGGAGAUGGAUUUCUCUGUGGAGGAAAUCAACUUAUUCAGAGUGGAAAACCCCAAUUCCCUGACAGAGCAGAGUUUCAUGCUCCUAAAGAAAUGGGUGCACAGGGAUGGUAAAAAUGCCACAACGGACGCUUUAACUGCGGUGCUGACUAAGAUCAAUCGGUUGGAUAUUGUGACUUUGCUGGAAGGGCCCAUAUUUGACUACGGUAACAUUUCAGGCACACGCUGCUUUGCCGAUGAUAACGCAGUAUUCCCGGAUCAGUCCGAUGGGUACCACAAUAUAGAUCUGGAGCUGAAAACCCCCACAGACCUGAACUACCUGCCCCCCACCCCGCUGCGCUCAGACGACUUCUUUAGCGAAGGCGAAUUUAGCGUAGAUUCCCCUAGCAAGACCACGCUCACUAGACCUAGCGACCUCUCGCUCACACAGACCACCAGUACCUCCAGCAGCAGCCCCCCGACCGUCGCCCAGGGCCCUGGCCCCGGAGCCCCGGAGCCCCCCAUCGUUGGGGCAGAAGACACGACCCUGACCGCUAGAGAAAGCCUGGAAGAGAAGACGGGAGUGGCUUCUUAUAAGAGGCCAGGUAAUGACAGAAGAACAGUAGAGAAAUCAGGAAAUGGGACAGAGGCAGGGCAAGAUGUUGCUUUGGAGGGACACCAAGAAGCACGUGCUGCCUCAGACACUGUUUUUGGAAAUGGAGGGCAGGAUGAAGAGGAAGAAGAGGAGGAGAUGACCCAGGAGAGGCUGCAGAGUCUGCUGGAGGACAUAAAGCUGGAGGGAGGCCUGGAGGACGAGGAGAUGACAGAGGAGAGGGUGAACGCCAUCCUGGAACAAGUGCGGCAAGCAGAAAAAGUUGUGUGUUCAGUUCCAGGUUGGAGAGGAGAGAUGUCCGACGCCACCGCAGAGUCAUCAGCACUGCACGGCGCCGAGGGGGGCAGCCCUGACAGUCUGGCGGAUUCACUGGAGCAGCCGCUGCCUCCGACCACCAGACAGAACGGGGGUCAAAGUGGCGCAGCCAGGGAAGCUAAGGACAAGGAGGCCAAGAGGAAGGAGGACAGCAGCACCGCGGGACCAAGCAGAGGACGGGACGAGGCCGGAGACAGGUCCCAGCACAAAGUCCAGGGGAGCGUCAGAGCUGAGGAGUCCAGCUCUGACGAGGAGACCACUGUCACCACCCGGGUGUUCCGCAGACGGGUCAUCCUCAAGGGAGAGGAGGCCAGAAACAUUCCUGGAGAGUCUGUGACGGAGGAGCAGUUCACAGAUGAAGACGGGAAUCUGGUCACCAGAAAAGUGAUAAGAAAGGUGGUGCGUCGCGUGGUCACCUCAGAAGAAAGGAGGGAUAGUGAAGGCGCUGGUGGUGGUGUUGCUGGUGGUGGUGGUGUAGCAACAGGUGGAGCAGACGCUGCUUCUCCUUCUCCUGGAGCAGGAGCCUCGGGGGGGAAGGGCAAGAAGAGAGGGAAACGCUCCAGACAGGGCCACAAGGCGGAGAAGUCUGGAGAGGAGGCCCAGAGAGGGAAAACCGAGUCUGGAAACGGCGCCAACAAGAAACAAGGGAAGAAGAGUCAGUCAUAACGGCGGAGCUCUGAACUGAACCUGGUCCACGGACGUCCACCUGCGACACCACACACGCCCUUCGGAGGAGAAACGGACUCAAGUCCCUGAAAAACAAAGACGACGCCUUGUCAAUCAGCCAAAUUACGUGUCUGACGCUUUCCCUCUACAACGCAUGGUCUUCUUCAAUUCAAGACGACGCAAAAACAAGUUACUUUCCUUUGAUUUCGCAUGAGCAUGUCACCAAACUCACUCACUCACUGUCCGGGAAGCGACACCGAAGGACACGCACGGACGUGAGCUGGAACUUUCUUUUCGUCUUUCACGACGCGAAACGUCUGUGGCCAAAGACGGCGUCGACGGGGAAAACACUAAAAGAUAAAGGAAGACGUGCGAUUCACUCUCUCUCUCAGACACUCGCCUUAUAUGGUCUAUUUUCUCCUCCUGGACCCCCAGUGUUGGGCUGUACCACGUUGUUCUUUUUAAAAAAAAAAAAAAAAUGAAAUAUAAUAGUAAAUGGGGGUAUUUUCUUGUAUAUAAAUGACACUGUAUAAAAAUCUUUUAAAGAAAAAAAUCAGUAGCUCCACAGAUUGUUUAUGCACUGAUUUGAGUUGAAGCUUCGCAGAGUGGAUGCGUUUGUAUUGAGGUCGGCAGCGUGAGACCUGACGUGCUCGUCCCAAAGGAAACCAUUAAGAAAAAACUCUAUGUAAACAGGGAAACAAAUGAAAAAAAAAAAAAUAACUGCUUGAUUUUCAAACGGACGUUUCUUUACAGCAGCUUCUUCCGCUCCGUCUGUGGAACAUUGUCGUCAGAGAAAUGAUGAUGUUGCUGCAUGUGACGUCGGGUUACUUUAACGCUUUUACUUUCGUUUCUCCCCUAAUUCAAAUGCACUGUAAUAGGAUCUGGUAAUUCUGUCACAAUAACUCAACCACCUGUCAUCUAUUACUGUUUUUAGUUUUUUAUAACACACACACACACUCACACACACACACUCCGCACUCAAGCAGCAAGAUAACAAAGCUUCAUUUUUACGCUUCGGCAAGUUACUGAGUGUCCCUGAAUGUAACCUGCACUCCGCCACAUUGCAUUUCCUCCAUACUGCUCGCAGCCCCGUGUGUGUGUGACAUUAAAUAAAAACCUCUUUCUGUAUCUCGUCUAUCAGGCAAACUAGAAGUGAGAGUGUCGGCUUUUACGUUCUGCUGUGGUUUUUUAACAAGGGGACUGUUUUAUUUUGACGGUUUGAUGAUUUCUAUCUUUAUUUCCUUUUACACUAGAACAGAGGAUUGAAUUUUUUUUAGCCCCGUCACUCGAAGCUGAUCCUUUUUAUUAACGACUAAAAUCACCAAAAAAUAAUCAGUGUUGAUGUAACAUUAAAAUAUCGGAUUUUCUGUUCUUCUGUAAAUCUGUUUAAUUUUAUUUUUCAUUUGUCUUUUUUUCAUACAAAGCCACCGUAAGAAUCCAUUGUUGAUGAUAAAUCUGGUACCGACAUGUAUGAUGAACCGACAUAGCUUACACUGGAUGAUCCAAGUAAUUAUUUAAGCAGAAAAAUAAAUUGUGUUUAAACUACA